Molecule: messenger RNA, 1549 nt
Organism: Salvia hispanica
Lineage: Eukaryota; Viridiplantae; Streptophyta; Magnoliopsida; Lamiales; Lamiaceae
Product: serine/threonine-protein phosphatase PP2A-2 catalytic subunit-like
Molecular function (GO): protein serine/threonine phosphatase activity
Source: RefSeq, a predicted model, not a curated record
CUAAGAGCAAUAUUGGGGGAAUCAGAUAGCUAAAUUUGAUCGAUUCUCUCUCACUUUCCCUCUAUUCAUCGUCACCACCACCAUUUUCACCCUCUCCAGACGUAGAUACAUUUUUUACAGUAACUAUCAUCCUAGGAUUCACAUCCUAUCCCGGGAUUAGAAAUAUCCAUUCACCAUUUUCAACACAAACACGUCGCAUCGGACGGUGCUGGAUCUGAUACAAAUCAGAAACUGAAGCAAGAUGAUUACGGAUCUGGCGGCUCCGACCGCCCAUGGGAAUCUGGACGCACAAAUUUCUCAGCUUAUGCAGUGCAAACCCUUGUCUGAGCCCGAGGUUAGAACAUUAUGUGAGAAGGCUAAGGAGAUACUAAUGCAGGAAAGCAAUGUCCAGCCUGUAAAAAUUCCUGUGACAAUUUGUGGUGAUAUUCAUGGACAAUUUCAUGACCUUGCUGAACUAUUCCGUAUUGGAGGGAAGUGUCCGGACACAAACUAUUUAUUUAUGGGAGAUUAUGUUGAUCGUGGGUACUAUUCAGUUGAAACAGUUACUCUACUAGUGGCUUUGAAAGUGCGUCAUCCUCAACGUAUCACAAUUCUUAGAGGAAAUCAUGAAAGUAGACAGAUCACACAAGUCUAUGGAUUUUAUGAUGAAUGUCUGAGGAAGUAUGGGAGUGCCAAUGUUUGGAAGACAUUCACUGACCUAUUUGACUAUUUUCCUUUGACUGCUUUGGUUGAAUCAGAAAUAUUUUGUCUACAUGGUGGAUUAUCCCCAUCCAUUGAAACCCUUAACAACAUUAGAAACUUUGAUCGUGUUCAAGAAGUUCCACAUGAAGGUCCCAUGUGUGAUCUGUUGUGGUCUGAUCCUGAUGAUCGAUGUGGUUGGGGCAUAUCCCCACGUGGUGCUGGAUAUACUUUUGGUCAGGACAUUUCGGAGCAAUUCAACCACACUAACAAUUUGAAGCUAAUUGCUAGAGCUCAUCAGCUGGUCAUGGAGGGAUAUAACUGGGCACAUGAACAAAAAGUUGUCACAAUUUUCAGUGCGCCUAAUUAUUGCUACCGCUGUGGUAAUAUGGCAUCCAUUUUGGAAGUUGAUGAUUGCAGGGAGCAUACAUUUAUCCAGUUUGAGCCAGCUCCAAGGAGAGGGGAACCCGAUGUGACCCGGAGAACGCCUGAUUAUUUCUUGUAGAGCUGACUGUUGCCAUGUCUUGUUAUAUGCACGACAGUGACAGGGGCAUUUACCGAGAUCUGAGUUUCAAAGAGGCUUGACAGUAAUACACAAGGUCGUUUAGGGUCCCUAGCGUUGGGAAGUUGGGUUAGGGAUGAUGCUUCUGUUUGUUGUCCUUCGUAAUUUUUCUUUUUCACUGUUCUACUUUUUUCUUUUAAUGAUUUUAUUUUGUACGUUUUCCUUUGUAUUCACGUUUAAUCGUUGCCGUUCAGUAGAGACAAUUACAGACAGACGUUCUGUAUAACAGUACAAGAGGGGAGCUUUCUCUUAGUUUCUUUCUCAUUUUUGUCUUCUCAUUCUAAAUAGAGAGAACUGACUUCUUAUUUA